Messenger RNA from Cuscuta europaea, 941 nucleotides. Lineage: Eukaryota; Viridiplantae; Streptophyta; Magnoliopsida; Solanales; Convolvulaceae. The record is from the annotation of a GenBank genome assembly.
GCAGCAGCUAGGUGAAUUAAAACAAAGCAAGAAAAAGAAAAGCAUAUGGGCAGGAAAAUGAAAUUCAGAUAUUGGCCAUGGUACAGAUGUGGCAAUAUCUAUCCCAAAACACUUUGUUUCCGAGCAGAAACUCAGGACAUUGAUGAUCAUACACCAGUACUAUCAUCAUCAUCUUCAUCAGACCCAUAUGAUGAUGGUGAUUAUGUUGAGGAUGUGAUUCGUGGGCUGAGGUCCGAAAGGCUCUUGUUCGGGCCGGGUGGGGGGAAAUCAUCCAAACUCAUGGAAGAGGAAGAAGAAGAUUUGGAAGGUGUCAUGGAUGGUGAGAAGGGGUUUGUGUUGAAGGGAAGUGUGGAAGUGGAAACAAUGGCUUCUAGUAACCCCUUUGUGGACUUCAGAAGAUCAAUGGAGGAAAUGGUCGAAGCACACGGAUUUCAAGAUUGGUGUUUUCUUCAAGAGCUCUUGGGUAGCUACUUGAGAAUCAAUGGGAGAAGCACCCAUGAGUACAUAGUUGGAGCUUUUCUUGACUUGUUGGUUCACCUAUUGGGAAAUGAAGCAACACAUGAUGAUGAUGAUGACGACGAUGCCAUAGUUGCUUCUUUAUCAUCAUUUACAUCUUCAAGGAGUUCAAGUGCUUGUGGCCAUUGGUUGUUAUCUUCAUUUUCAUCAUCUUCUUCUCCUUCAUCUAUUGUCCCAUCUUUCUCUUCCCCUUUAAUACCUUUUUGUUCCACUCUUAAUCCAACUACUACUCUUUUGUCUUUUCUAGAGGAAGGUGAGGAUGUUGGAUUGAGAAAUCCAUAGACAAUAACAAUUAAUGCAUAUCCAUCUUCACAUUCAAUUCUCAUUUUGUUUCAUUUGAAAUAGUUUGUACAACAGAUUUGUAUGAUUAGAAACACAUCAAACUCAUACAAGUCUCAUUAUAAAACUGUGUAACAAUUUGAUCG